Molecule: messenger RNA, 4257 nt
Organism: Neoarius graeffei (lesser salmon catfish)
Lineage: Eukaryota; Metazoa; Chordata; Actinopteri; Siluriformes; Ariidae
Gene: grin2ca
Product: glutamate receptor, ionotropic, N-methyl D-aspartate 2Ca
Exons: 12
Coding region: 1-4257 (1418 amino acids)
Biological process (GO): monoatomic ion transport; long-term synaptic potentiation; excitatory postsynaptic potential
Cellular component (GO): NMDA selective glutamate receptor complex; plasma membrane; postsynaptic membrane
Molecular function (GO): NMDA glutamate receptor activity; transmitter-gated monoatomic ion channel activity involved in regulation of postsynaptic membrane potential
Source: RefSeq, a predicted model, not a curated record
AUGGGCGUUCGUCUAGGCCUCCUGAGCGAUGCUCUGUGGCCGCCACUGCUGUUGUUGCUGUUGCUCUGUGCCUGGCACUGCUGCUGGGGUCGGCCAUUCAUGAUGCCUGAGCCGACUGUGAAUGUAGCGGUGGUGUUCAGUGGCUCUGCCUACCAGAUGGAGAUUAAAGGGCGCCUGAGCCGGGAGAACUUCCUGGACCUGCCUCUGGAGGUGAACCCCAUCACAGUGCUGGUGAAUGACAGCAAUCCUCGGGCACUGUUGACGCGCAUCUGUGACACACUGGCUGCUAAUCGCGUGCAUGGAGUGGUCUUUGAGGACAACAUCGGCUCUGAGGCUGUGGCGCAGAUCCUCGACUUCAUCUCCACGCAGACAUCUGUGCCCAUUGUAGGCAUCAGUGGGGGGUCUGCUGUCGUCUUGCCAUACAAGGAUGAUGGCUCCAACUUCCUGCAGCUGGGCGCUUCCAUUGAGCAGCAGAUCAAUGGUAUGUUCAAAGUAAUGGAGGAGUACAACUGGGACAGUUUUGCAGUGGUGACCAGCCAGUAUCCUGGUUACGAGGCCUUUGUGGACUACAUCCGCUCCUUCACAGAUACCUCCUACUUUCUGUGGGAGCUACAGAAUGUACUGACAUUUGACAUGUCAGCUGAUAGCAUGAAUGACCUGCGCGCACGGCGUCUGCUGCAGCAGAUCGAUGCCCAGGUGCUGCUGGUCUACUGCUCAUUUGAAGAGGCUCAGUAUCUUUUCAGCAUGGCCAGAGAGGUGGGUCUGGUUGGACCUGGUUAUAUUUGGAUCAUCCCUAGCCUGGCAGUCGGCAACCCCAACCUGCCACCACCUGACAGCUUCCCUGUUGGCCUAAUCAGCAUCAUCACAGACCGGUGGAAGAUGAGUCUAAGGAACAGGGUGAGGGACGGUGUGGCCAUCAUCGUGAAAGCGGUGCAAAGCUUCCGCAAGCACAGAGGCUUUAUUCCUGAUGGACAUGCUGACUGCCAGUCCAGUCCAGUGCAGCCAGAAAACAAUGACACACUCUUCAGGCACAUGUUGAAUGUGUCAUGGGAUCACACAGACUUCUCAUUCAACAGUGAUGGAUACCUCAUCAACCCUUCCAUGAUUAUCAUCACACUGGACCGGGACAGGCAAUGGGAUAAGGUGGGAAAUUAUGAGUCUGGUAUACUGCAGAUGCGUUAUCCUGUCUGGCCUCGCUAUGGAACGUACUUGGAGCCAGUGUCUGAUAACCGCCAUCUAACUGUGGCCACCCUUGAAGAGAGGCCAUUUGUGAUAGUGGAGGCUGUAGACCCCAUCACUGGCACCUGCCUCAGCAACACUGUGCCCUGCAGGCGCCAAUCAAACAAGACGGAGGCGAUUGUUGGAGAUACUGAGCCCUACACCAAACUGUGCUGUAAAGGCUUUUGCAUCGACAUCCUAAAGAAACUUUCCCGUAACAUCAAGUUCUCCUAUGAUCUCUAUCUGGUCACCAAUGGCAAGCACGGCAAGCUCGUCCGAGGCAUCUGGAAUGGCAUGAUUGGAGAGGUGGUCUAUAAGAGGGCAGACAUGGCCAUUGGGUCUCUCACUAUAAACGAGGAGCGCUCUGAGAUCAUUGACUUCUCCGUUCCAUUUGUGGAGACAGGGAUCAGUGUGAUGGUAGCCAGGAGCAAUGGAACUGUGUCUCCAUCAGCCUUUUUGGAGCCCUAUAGCCCUGCUGUGUGGGUGAUGAUGUUUGUGAUGUGCCUGACAGUGGUGGCCGUGACUGUGUUUGUCUUUGAGUACUUCAGCCCUGUAGGGUACAACCGUAGCCUGGUCACUGCAAAAGAUCCUGGUGGGCCAACCUUUACCAUUGGGAAGUCGGUAUGGCUGCUUUGGGGGAUUGUCUUCAACAAUUCUGUGCCAAUUGAGAACCCAAAGGGCACUACGAGUAAGAUCAUGGUGCUGGUUUGGGCCUUCUUCGCUGUUAUCUUCCUGGCCAGUUACACAGCCAACCUGGCAGCAUUCAUGAUCCAAGAGCAGUACAUUGACACUGUUUCUGGCCUGAGUGACAAAAAGUUCCAGAAGCCCCAGGAGCAGUACCCACCAUUUCGCUUCGGUACAGUGCCCAAUGGAAGCACAGAGCGGAAUAUAAGGAGCAACUAUCCUGAGAUGCACUCCCACAUGGUCAAGUACAACCAGAAGGGUGUAGAAGAGGCCCUGAACAGCCUCAAAUCUGGCAAACUUGAUGCGUUUAUUUAUGAUGCUGCUGUGCUGAACUACAUGGCUGGUAAAGAUGAGGGCUGUAAACUAGUGACCAUUGGCAGUGGGAAGGUUUUUGCAACUACAGGCUAUGGCAUUGCCUUACAGAAGGAGUCCCGCUGGAAACGACAUAUUGACCUUGCCCUGCUCCAGUUUCUUGCUGAUGGUGAUACUCAGAAGUUGCAGACAGUGUGGCUGACUGGAAUCUGCCGCAAUGAGAAGAAAGAAGUGAUGAGCUCCAAGCUGGACAUUGACAACAUGGCUGGAGUGUUCUACAUGUUGCUGGUGGCCAUGGGCCUCAGUCUGCUGGUGUUUGCAUGGGAGCACCUGCUCUACUGGAAACUACGCCACUCUGUGCGCAAAUCUGAACGCCUCGACUUCUUACUGGCAAUCAGUAGGGGUAUCUACAGCUGCUUCAAUGGUGUGGAAGAUGCAGACCGCAAUGGAAGUAUACAGAGCCCAGAUGUCACUAGCAGUUACACCCAGGCCAACAUGCUAAAGAUGCUUAAGACAGCCAAGGAUAUUGUAUCCUCUGCCAGAGUGGAAAAUUCCUUGGACAAUGCCACUAAGACAAUUGAGAAUUGGAGCCGCCGAGCUCCAGAAGCUUCAAAACCUUGUCUUCCGACCCGUCUGAUUAGCACUGAUGCUAGUCAUGGCCGUUUGUCCUACAUCUCCAGUGUCCCCAACAACCAUACACCUUAUACCCAGAGGGCACUGACUCCCACUUUCCCCCUGCAUUAUGGAAACAGUGCCACCUUGCUAGAGAAGCCUCGGGGAGUGUCAAGGCCUGUCCCAUUACGCUACACUCUUCCUGCACGGACGAGUCACCAUCAUAUAUAUGAACGAACACUACCUAUUUCUAGUCUAAGCAGUCCCCAUAUUGCUAUGAGGGACCCCCCACCUCCCACAGCCCCAAAGCCACACCACAGCGCCAGGCUAUUCAUGGACAGCCAGGGCUGCCAUAAAAUGGCCUCUUCCUUUCUCCCUUAUCGUGAGUACCAUGCCCCUGACAUCUAUGUGGAACACCAAGAACCUCCUGAGAGCCGGAAACUGUAUACUGAAGGACUGUGCCGUAAGAAGAGGUCCCACAGCUACGUGGCACCAUCGCCUGAACCUCGCCGCAGAAAUGACUAUGAUGAACCAACCUCUUGCAUGGCUGAGCUUAGAGCCAAUCAGCUCCUGGAAAACCAUGCCCAUACUUCACCCUUUGUGGGAAGCCACUACCAAAGGCCCAGUGGCAGCUACAACUCCUGCAUGAAACCAUAUCUGGAACCAGAUAUGGAUGAUGUCCCUCUGCUGGGAAAAGAGAAACUGAACCGCCGCGCCUCUUUCCUCAGGGCCACUUGGGGUGGUGACAGGAUGCGGCAUCAAGAUGAGAAGCCUUCAACCUCUGCAUCUUCUUCUACUCGCAUCAACAUGCCUGACCUCUUCCCUCGUGUAAUGGUAGCUAAUCAGAAGCCUUCAAAGAUGUAUGCCAGUUCUAGUAACAACUUUUGCUACAAUAUGCCAGCUGAGCCGGCCUAUCUUGAUCCAGCUCACAUGGGAUCCUACCCCUACAAGCCACAGAAACUCAAAUACUCUCAUUCUACCCGCCUUCCCUCAUACCGUGAGGCAAUUCUGCAGAACGCAGCAGCUCUGCGGCGGUCUUCUUCCACAGUUGUGCACAGACAUUACUCCACCUACUUGAACUCAUACACUGAUUUGCCAGUAUACAUGGGCUCACUGGCACAGGGGCCUGCACAUUUCUAUGAUCAUUCCAAAGACAUGUGUCACCUGUUCCCCUGCAUCAACCACUACACAAAUGAUGCUGCCCUGGUAACCCGGAUAGGUGGAAGGCCUAUGGUGUAUGAAAGCACUGCUUUUGGAGGUUACAAGGGUGUUGGAUGCUCACGUGAUGAACCACCUCUGCAGCCACUGCACAGUUUACCAGCCUCAUCUAAGAACAGGGACCGCAGACAGGUUUUGGUGGCACGGAGGCUUAACAGUCCUUAUGUGCCAAAGCCCUGGGGCAGAGUGUCUAGUCUGGAGUCUGAAGUCUAA